CGGCGGCGGGGGGCGCUGGUGGGUGCCGGUCCGCGGCGCGGGAGGGGCGGCGCCGCCGGCGCCGGAGGGGUUAAUGCGCCCCAUCCCCGCCGCCCCUCGAUUCCAGAAGGCAACAGCUGGCACAGCUGGAACAAGCAAUCCGCAGACCACAGUGUGUGUGUGCGCCAACAGCUGAAAGGUGCCUUUCCAACCUGCACCAAGGUAAUCGGUGUCAGUGGAUCCAGCCAUCUCUGCAUCUCCCAAGGAUGCCUGGCCCUGUACCAUGCUGUCCAUCCCAUGCAGCCUGUUUGCCUUGCUCCAGGGUAUCUGUAGGCUGAUGGAAAGCAGACGCUCUAAUUAGCUGUGUGAUAUGACCCUGAGACUCGCCCAGAGCAGGGGAAACCAAAGGGGUCUGUUCUUCAAGGAGUCCCCAAGAAGAUGGAACCAGGCAACUGAGAGUGACCUGAAGCUGAAGAGAGAUGCCAGGAAAUUCGUAGGCAUCAAAGGUACAGUGCGGGUGGAUUAUGACCACAGGGAAGCCGUGGCUGUGCCCAGGAAGCUGUGUUGCAUCUGCAAAUCUCCUUCAUACAUCAAGGGCACCUUUGAGCAGAGCUGCUGUGGAGACCGAAGAGCUGGAGAGGACAGUGCAGAGGUUUGGAGGCACACCGUGAUGGUGGGAGCCAUUCCACGGCAGCCACGCUGCUUCUGGGGGGUGCACGGCUGGCAGGCGUCUUCAGCUAGUUGUGCCAACGACUGUCUGCUGCAGGGCUGGGAGCCUCAUCUGGAGCAGAGUGGAGUUUGGCUGCAGAGGGAUGCUGUGCUGCAGUGCACCCCAUAACAGAGGGCUUACCUGGACAUCUUGAACAAGGGGGGUCCAGCUCCCACCUGCUGCCCUCCCACAGCGGCCCCGUGGCACUUUACUCUCCCUCACCUGCUGCUGUAUGGGCUGUUUUGACCCCGGUUCCACUCGGGGUCCAGCCAAGUAAGGCUCCAUGCGGCACAUCCACACGGAGGCGUCCUUGCCCCCAGAGCGCAGCACAGACUCCGGCCUGUCCCAGCCAGGUGGAGAGGCAGCCUUGGAGCCUUCCUCACAACGCUGCACUCACCGCAGCAUCCUCAUGGGCUACAACGAGACAGAGAUCAAGCGCCAGAAGGUUUACCAGGUCUCCAUCUUCUCCCAUCUCUCCAGCUCCUCUGAUAGCACAGAGCAGCGGACAGGCAACCGGCCAGCCAUUAAGAGGGGAUACCCCGAGCAGCGAACUCCGGAAGGGGGACGGGAUCCCAAACGAACUCACUGGGGUGGUGGGGGGGCAGAUGUCAAGUGGGACGGGGGUUCUGAACAGGAUUCCCUGGAUGAUGACGAUGCCUUUGAGGAUGGUCUGCUGGUGGAGGAGCUGUCCCUGUGCGGCUCUGCCCAGCACUUCUCUCACAGUGGGCUGCGAGUGGUGGAGCACCGAUGUGAGGGCAGCCCGAGCCACAGUCCCAAGGCCAGCAGAGAGGACAGGUCACAGGGUGCCUCGUCCUCCUGGCCACAGCACAUUGCUUGCAGUACUUUGCACAGAAGAGACAGUUGCCCUGCCCUGCCAGGGGAUCAGCCCGGAGAUUACGGGGAGAACGGGGAGCGGGCAAGUGGCCACAACCUACUUGAACUUGAUUUGCACAAUAUUGCACAAACACCCCAGGCAGACUCUGGUGGGAAGAGAGAGAAGCUGGAGGGCAGCCCUGCUCAUAGCAGCAGGACAGGCAGAGAAGGAGAAUGGCCAGCGAUGGCCAACGGGUGCAAGGAGCCCCCAGCUCCUCAGACAGCACUCAGCCCUGAGCCUAGCAGCCUGAGCUCCUUGGAGAAGACACCCUGUGGGAGCAGCCGGCUCAGCAGGAGCAGCUGCCCAGCCAAACGAAAGCUGCUGCCUGCUGGGGAGGUUGCAGCUGACUCCUGCUCGGAGGACGAGAGCCUGUCCCCACUGGCGAGGAAGAAGAGGGCCCUGCCAUGCCAUCCAGUGCCCACAGCCUGCCGCAGCACCGAUGCCAAGGGGGCUCCUUUCUGGAAUCACUUGCUUCCAGCAGCCAAGAGCUCUGCAGAUUGCACUACAGUCGGGAGGAGGCUGAAGAGCGGGCUGCGCCUCAAAUCGCGACAUCUCCGGAGCAGCCUCCGGAGGGGGACCCGGCCCUCUGCAGCCCCCUGGACCACCACCACUGUCAGUCAUGCUCUGCUGGGCAACUUUGAGGAGUCCAUCCUGAAGGGCCGCUUCGCACCAUCAGGGAGGAUUGAGGGUUUCACAGCAGAGAUUGGAGCCAGUGGCUCCUACUGUCCACAGCAUGUCACCCUGCCUGUCAACGUUACCUACUUCGACAUCUCUGAACACAGCGCACCCUCGCCUUUCCUGGGAGUGAUUGAUUUGGAGGCCUUGGGAAAGAAGGGUUACAGUGUCCCCAAAGCUGGAACCAUCCAAGUGACCUUAUUUAACCCCAACAAGACUGUGGUGAAGAUGUUCUUGGUGACGUACGACUUCCAGGACAUGCCGGCCAACCACAUGACCUUCCUACGCCACCGCAUCUUCUUGGUGCCUGUGGGGGAAGAGGAGGGAGCCGCCGUGGCCUCCAGCAACCCACCAGGCACUGGCCUGCCCCGCAGGGUCCUCUGCUACCUGAUGCACCUGAGGUUUCAUAGCUCCAAGUCAGGGAAGAUCUACCUUCACAACGACAUCCGGCUGCUCUUUUCCCGCAAGUCAAUCGAGGUCGACUCGGGGAUCCCCUAUGAACUGAAAUCCUUUACGGAGAUGCCAAGGAACCCUUGCUACUCACCCUGGGCCUGAGCGCGGAGCCAUCUGACCUUCUCCAUCUCCCAGGGCCACUGGGGAGCAUCCAGCCCAGCACUUCAGAGAGAUGAGUAAAGGGCCGGAGAGCAGGCACCACCUUGAAGUAUCACCGUCCGCACAUGGCUUCGUCCUUCCAAGCACUGUGGACAUCAUGGCUGUGCCCUCUGGCAGGGCUGGAAUCACCAAGGGGGCUUUGCAAGGAGGGGCAGGGGGUAGUGAGCUCCAGAGACAUGUCCAGGUCUUUUGCCAGUGCUGCUCCAAGCUCAGAGAUGUGGCUGGGGUUGAGGCGGGAGCUAAGCCUGGAAGGGGGGACUCAAGGUGAGGCUGCUUGCCCCAGGCCCUGGGCUGGGGAGCAAGAAGUGCAGAAGGGUUUGUAUUUAUUAGUAUUUAUUGUUGCUGGGAGUGUGGAGGAGGCUUGUGCGGACGAUUGUAGGUGCUGCUCUUCCCCUACAGCCCUCUUGGCUUCACAGGCACUGCCCAGGCCGUGGGCAGGCUGUGCUCACCACUGUGGGGCUGCCGGUAGUGGGGCAGGGCUGUGGGGACUGUGAGGGUCGCCAGCAGUGGCAAACACCUUGGGCUGUGGAAGAAGAGGGCAACUGACCUGUUGGAGGGGACAGGGCACAGCUCCCCUGCACAGAGGCUGUGUUAAAAACCCCGGGAGAGGCUGAGAUUUGAGCAGCGUUUCUGCUGGGCCUGCCUCGCUGCAGGGAGCGUGGGGAAGCCUGUGCUUUCACUGCAUCCCCUUUAGGGCAAGCCAGGCCCCAAGAAGCCUGGGGCUGGCAGGGAAGUGGCUGUUGCCAGAGAUUUGGAUGUGACAUGAAGGAACAGGGACCUGGGGGCUCUCUGGAAGAGCAGGGGCAGCCCUUCCAGCAAGGGCCUCCGGAGCCUGUGUGCACUGCAGAUUUGGGAGAAGGUGGAGAUCCCCAAAGGAUCUUGGCCUUGUGCUGUCUGUGCAUGUGUGGAGUGAAUCCUGUCGCCCUUGCAGCUGUCGGGAAUCUGCUUUGGCCAAAGACUUGCCAGCAGCAUGAUCAGCUGGUGGCAGAGGUGGAGGAGGCCUCGCUGGGUCCCGGGGUAGCAUGGGAACCAGAGGAAGCAGCAGAGGGAAUCGAACCAGCAGCUUUGGGCUGGAUGUGCAGAAAGGGGGUGGGGAGUAUCCGGAGCGGUAUCUUUUUCUGUCCCCAAGACUUGGGAAAGGUGUGCAAGAACAUGUUAA
Molecule: messenger RNA, 4008 nt
Organism: Rhea pennata
Lineage: Eukaryota; Metazoa; Chordata; Aves; Rheiformes; Rheidae
Gene: ATOSB
Product: atos homolog B
Exons: 13
Coding region: 972-2792 (606 amino acids)
Source: RefSeq, a predicted model, not a curated record